AUGAGAGAUCAAGAGGAUAUAGAGCUUCAGCAGCUCCAUGACUCUGACACAACGAGCAGUUCAGAGACAAAAUGGUCGCUAUCAAAGACGCAGCUACUUCUAAUACUAUUGAGACUUGGUGUAAUCAGCGACGAAGUUUACCAAAGUGGUAACUACCCGCUACAUGCCUUACCAAAAGGAGUUGAGUACAUUAUUGGCAUUAUUGAUUGUAUGGAUGUCUCUGAAGCGAUAGAAAUUCUACGGAAUGCGUUGGUUGAACAUAAGAACGAUGUCAAUUUUUUGCAAGAAGAUUACCAUUUGUUGGAAAGACUUGUCCAUUCGAUUCCUCGUGAUGAAACAGUUGACAAGUCAAAAGUCAAUGAUGACAAUCUUACACAGAAUUUCAAUAAAAAUAAGACCUACUUGCAUAUAAUCGAUUGGUUGUUGCAAACUCGACUAGAGGCUGCGUUGAUUCACUACCAUUCGCCUUAUCCGGAAAUUAGAGCCAUUUCGGACCCAAUAGACGACACGGAGAUUCUUGUUGAGACAUUUCGAUGUUACUUUAUUGGAUUUUUCUGGACCUUCAUUGGUUCCAUAAUCAAUAGUUUCUUUGUUCACAGAAUGCCCAAUAUAUCGUUGAGUUCCCAUACAAUACAAAUAUUGCUUCUUCCCUGUGGCAAACUAUGGGAAAAAGUCGUUCCCAACAAGCGAAUAUCACUUGGUGGUGUUUCAUUUGAUCUUAACCCCGGCCCUUGGACUUACAAAGAAAUGAUGUUGAGUUCUAUUAUAUAUCUGUGUUCUGCUGGAGUGCCAUAUCUGAUAUAUAACAUAUUUGUUAUGAAGUUAGACAGAUUUUACGGCUUGAAGUGGGUGACUAUUACUUUUCAGAUACUCUUGACGGUCUCAACUCAAUUUCUUGGCUUUGGGUUUGCCAUGAUCAUGAAGAAGGUUUGCGUCUAUCCAAGCAAAGCUCUUUGGCCCACCAUAUUACCUACUAUUGCUCUCAACCGUGCGUUGAUGAAUGAGGAUGCCAAUAACAGUGUAUAUGGAUGGCGAAUCUCAAGAUUUGGGUUUUUUAUGGUUGUCAGUUCUAUCAGUUUUAUAUACAAUUGGAUACCAAAUUAUUUCUUUAAGGCGUUGUCAAAUUUCAACUGGCCUACAUGGUUCAAUCCUUCACUGGUACAUUUGGUAAACAUUACAGGCACGUCGGCCGGUUUGGGACUAAAUGUGUGGCCAACUUUUGAUUGGAACAUUUUGGAUGCAGGUGGUUGCUUGACUAUUCCGUUUUACACAUAUGUCAACAGGUACAUAGGGAGUGUGGUUGGUUUUUUUGUGAUUAUAAUUGUCUACUAUACAAAUAAUUACUUCACUGCUUAUUUUCCCAUCAAUUCCAAUAAAUUAUUCAGCAACAAAGGAAAGGUCUAUGAUGUCCACCUGAUAUUGAAUGAGAAGAAUCAAUUUAGCGAUUCAAAGUAUCAAGAAAUUGGCCCUCCAUAUUUUUCUGCAGCUAAUCUUGUUCUAUAUGGUGCCAAUUUUUGUCUUUACCCGUUUGCGAUAUUGUAUCAGUUUGUCACUGAAUGGGAUUCAAUGAAAUCAAGCUUUGUUAGCGUGUGGAUUUCUUUAAGUGAUGCUUUCAAAUCUAAACAUAGUAACGGUCCCUACGGUAGAUACGCUGAUGAUCCCCAUUGCAAAAUGAUGUCAAGAUAUGAUGACGUCCCAGAUUGGUGGUUUAUUGCCAUUAUUGUUGUAAGCACACUGUUUGCAGUUGCGGCGGUUGUGUUUUAUCCAACUGAAACACCUGUGUGGGGUAUUUUUUUCACUAUAUUGAUAAAUUUUGUUUUUUUGAUUCCUUUGACCUCAAUUGCCUCAACCACCGGGUUUUCGUUCGGUCUCAAUGUAUUAGUGGAGUUGAUUGUCGGUUACUCAAUUCCCAAUUCGGGGAUAGCUUUAAUCACCCUCAAAGCAUUUGGGUACAAUAUUGACAGCCAAGCUAGCAACUACAUUACAGAUCAAAAGCUUGCACAUUAUGCAAAGAUUCCACCAAAGGCAAUAUUCAAAGGUCAAUUGAUUUCAACCUUGAUCAAUAUUAUCGUAUCACUAACUGUAGCCAACUGGCAGCUAGGAAAUAUAUCAGACAUUUGUGAUGUGCAUCAAAAAGACAAAUUGAGUUGUCCUGGAGCUAAUACAUAUUUCUACUCAAGUAUACAAUACGGUGAAAUAGGUCCACAAAAGGUAUUUUCUGGACUAUACCCGGUCCUAAAGUGGUGCUUCUUGUUGGGAGUGCUCCUAGUAUUUCCGUGUGUUUGGUUCAAGAACAACGGUCCCACAAAACUCGCAAGGUAUUUCCAACCCAGUGUGUUGAUUGGCGGUUUCCUUGAUUUCGCGCCAUAUAACCUACUGUACUUUACAGGUGGGUUGUAUUUGUCAUAUAUUUUCAUGUAUUGGAUUAAGAAAAACUAUUUAUUAUGGUGGGAAAAGUACAAUUACAUUUUAACGAGUGCGUUAUCGGCUGGUGUUGCUUUUAGCUCUUUACUUAUAUUUUUCACGGUGCAAUAUAGUUCACAUGAGAUAGUAUGGUGGGGUAACACGGUAAGUGAGCAAGGGAUUGAAGGUGGAGAGUUACCUGCAAUUUGGAAAGAUGCAUCAACGGCACCUGGAGGUUAUGUCGGGUUGAGAAAAGGUCAUUUCCCAUAG
Molecule: messenger RNA, 2673 nt
Organism: Lodderomyces orthopsilosis Co 90-125
Lineage: Eukaryota; Fungi; Ascomycota; Pichiomycetes; Serinales; Debaryomycetaceae
Gene: OPT6
Product: Opt6p
Exons: 1
Coding region: 1-2673 (890 amino acids)
Biological process (GO): transmembrane transport
Molecular function (GO): oligopeptide transmembrane transporter activity
Source: RefSeq, a predicted model, not a curated record